Folsomia candida is the source of this 1058-nucleotide messenger RNA. RefSeq names its product carbonyl reductase [NADPH] 1. The record is from RefSeq and is a predicted model, not a curated record. The transcript is spliced from 6 exons. NCBI's taxonomy places the organism in Eukaryota, Metazoa, Arthropoda, Collembola, Entomobryomorpha, Isotomidae. Gene Ontology annotation, molecular function: carbonyl reductase (NADPH) activity. The coding region runs from base 123 to 989 and encodes 288 amino acids.
GUAUAGAUAGACUGGAGUUGGAAUGAUUCCAUGCCCAUAGCUCUUUCUUUGUUUAACUACCACCAAAAUAUUGUCCAGCAAAAAUAAGUUUACUUAGUAAACCCUCCGUAAUUUUGCAAACAAUGUCUAAAGUAGCAAUUGUCACAGGAUCUAAUAAAGGCAUUGGUUUUGCCAUUGUGAGAGCCCUUUGCAAGCAAUUUGACGGGGACGUUUACCUUACCUCGAGGGAUGAAGGAAGAGGAGUUGAAGCUGUCGAGUUGCUGAAAAAAGAAGGACUGAACCCAAAAUUUAGCAUUCUUGACAUCAAUUCAUCAGCGAGUAUUGCAAAAUUUAAGGAUUUUAUCCAAACCACCCACGGUGAAAUCGACGUGCUUGUGAACAAUGCUGGGAUCGCAUUCAAGAACAAUGCUACAGAACCAUUUCAUGUCCAAGCUGAAGUGACAAACGGCACCAAUUAUUUUGCGACAAGAGAUUUUUGCAAUGCAAUUUUUCCACUACUUCGACCGCACGCAAGAGUUGUGAACAUAUCUUCUGUUUGUGGAUUUUUGAAGAAAAUAAAUGGGAAAGAACCCGAAUCAUUGGAACUCCAGAAAAAAUUUGCUGAUCCAAAGCUAACUCAGGAUGAAUUAUCGGGCAUGGUCAACAAAUUUAUUGAGUUGACAAAGACAGGAAAUCAUUUUGAAUACGGUUUCCCAAACAGUGCUUAUAAUGUUUCGAAAGUAGCUGUGUCGUCGUUGACAAAAAUUCAACAGCGCGAGUUUGAUACGUCCAGACCUGGCGACGAUAUUGUUGUAAACUCGGUUCAUCCUGGAUACGUGGAUACGGAUAUGUCAAGCCACAAGGGGCCUCUAAGUCCCGACGAAGGAGCCAUUGCUGCCACAUGGUUGGCGUUAUUGCCUGAAAAUGUGACCACUCCUCGUGGGGGUUACGUCUGGCACGAUAAGACAGUUGUAGACUGGGAAAACGGACCAACCCCAAGCGAAUAUUAAUUACAUGUAUGCAAUGAUCAUUAAAUAAGAUUUCUUGCUGUUUGAUUUAUAAACUUUUUAUGACGAUCA